This is a messenger RNA of Gilbertella persicaria, 441 nucleotides long. RefSeq lists its product as uncharacterized. The transcript is spliced from 2 exons. Lineage: Eukaryota; Fungi; Mucoromycota; Mucoromycetes; Mucorales; Choanephoraceae. The record is from RefSeq and is a predicted model, not a curated record. The coding region runs from base 1 to 441 and encodes 146 amino acids.
AUGCCUGAAUACGGUAGUGUUGAAGAACAAACCCCUAUCCUUCAUGAAAAUGAAUCCCUAAGACAAAAGUUUCAACGUAUUACUCACAAGCAUCGUUUCAGAAUCAUUGGUUCUUGGAUCAUUGUGAUUGCUGUUACUGCUGUCUUGACCCUUUCUUUCUAUUUUGCCUUAAAAGAAGAGAAGCCUCAUAUCCCUGAAAAACCUCAAGAUGAAGACUUGGUUAAUGAAAUGUGUGUAUCUGAUCGUAGUUGGUUUGUUGCUCUUAUGCUCUCUAUUUUCCUCGGUCCUUUAGGUGUGGAUCGCUUCUAUCUCGGUUAUAUUUUCCUUGGUAUUCUCAAGUUAAUCACUGCUGGUCUGGGUGGUAUUUGGUGGACUGUUGAUGUCAUUUUAAUUGCCUUGAAUGUAGUCAAUGAUCAUCCUUAUGGUUGUCAUCUUAAAUAA